Messenger RNA from Sitophilus oryzae (rice weevil), 1037 nucleotides. It is a transcript of the gene mRpL28, whose product is annotated as 39S ribosomal protein L28, mitochondrial. Gene Ontology annotation, cellular component: mitochondrial large ribosomal subunit. NCBI's taxonomy places the organism in Eukaryota, Metazoa, Arthropoda, Insecta, Coleoptera, Curculionidae. The transcript is spliced from 6 exons. Bases 130 to 981 code for a protein of 283 amino acids. The record is from RefSeq and is a predicted model, not a curated record. Gene Ontology annotation, molecular function: structural constituent of ribosome.
GAUUAAUAAAUAGGAUACUUUAACAAAUAUCGUAACACUUUCAUUUAUUUGGUUUCCGAGGUAUCUUAGGUUAGGAUUAUUUAAAGUCGCAAUAUUUUUGAGGCUUAAAUUUAAUUAAAAUAUGUUAUAAUGUCUUCAAAAGCAGUCAAAUCCGUAAAAGGCUUGGGAAUAUUUAAAAAACAGGGAUUAUUUGAUAAAGGCGUAGGAGCUCUUCUUCCAGAGGCCUACAAGAAAUUUUAUAAAGAAUGGAGACUUACCGAACCUACCGCCGUACAUUAUAUUCCUGAAGAAGGAAAAUGGAAACGUGAUGAAUUAACUGGUGAAGUUAUUCCUAUUCAGAAUAUCCCUUUGCCAUUAUCUUAUCCAAAAGAACAUAAUAACCAUCUUUGGGGUGGGGAAGCAGUGGUACAGGGUUUUCAAAUUAGGGACAAAUUUCGGAGAAGAGUACCUCAUUUUUGGGUUCCUGUUUUGAAAAGGUCUGUGGUUCACACAGAGGUGCUAAACAAGUUUUUUUCAGUUAUUGUAACUGAUAGGACCAUACGAUUGAUAAAUUCUAAUUAUGGAUUUGAUCACUACUUAUUAAAGACUCCGGCAUGCGAUUUAAAAUCAUUACUUGCACUGAGCCUCAAAAGAAAAAUAUUAAAAGAAUUGGAUGCUGGGUGUCCUUUAUAUAAAAAUCAGCCAGAGAUCCAAUCGCGAUUGUUAAAUAAAUAUGGGAAAUAUUUGGAAGCGUACACAAGUGAAGAAAUUGAUUGGUACGGAUAUUCAUAUACCGAAGCGUGCAAUAGGAUUCAGAAACAGAUGGAAGAAGGUGAAAAGAAAGUACCUUUGAAGUACAUUUAUCGUGCCGAAUUAAUAGACAAACUUAGAGCGGCAAAAUUGGAGGAAGCUAUGAGUCAGUCCUUGAAGUCUAGUCAAAGUGGCUUAGAUGCAACCUGGCUACGGAAAAUGAAUCCUUUUGGCAAGAAACGAGAAACCUAGGAAUCCAAAGAAAUGUAGAUUUUGUUUAUAAAUAAAUAUUGAAAAUAUGUUAAAUA